CCAUGCGUCGCAGUGAUACGAGUAGUUACAGUAGACGCGAACGUCUGGCGCGCAGUACUAUUACAUUAUUGUUUUUUUGUUAGCGAUCUGGCCAACAGCUUCCAAUUUUAGUAGUUUACCGGUGCACGUUUGGUGUGUGGUUUCAUAACCGAUGGGAGCGCUGCUGGUUAGCUCAGAAGAUAGCAUUACGGGCAGCAGUUUUGCCAGGCCGAUUAGAUGAAUCUCGUCGACGUUAUCAGUCACCCGACGAUGACUGCUGGAUGCCCGGCGUUAUCGAUGUCUGCCUUUUUUAAGGUAUCAAACCGUCACCCCAUUCAAGCAGGAAUGAUAGGAGUGAGCUCAGUUCAACGAGUACGAUGGAAGGACGGUGACCGGCAGCAAUCGACAUGUGGAAGAGAACCAUAGGCAGAUUGCCGCUGUUCUGGAAAAUCUAUCUUCCUACGCUGGUCGGACUGAUCGUGUACAAUGAAUAUCUCAUCCACAUCUACCAUAGUCUUCAGUGGUCUGAGUUGCAAUGUGAAACAGACAGCUGUGUCAAGGUGCUGCUGGUGGCCGAUCCCCAAAUACUAGGAAAUACUUUCGGCAAAAAGCUUUAUUGGCCGCUGGCGAACUUUGACUCUGACCGGCACUUGAAGCGGACCUACAAACGGGCGGUUCAACAUACCACUCCAGAUGUUAUCUGCUUUUUGGGAGAUCUCAUGGAUGAGGGAAACGUGGCCGAUGACGUACAGUUUGCGAAUUAUUUCUCUCGGUUCGUGGACAUUUUUACCCAACCUACGGCUGAUACUUUAAUGCUCUUCAUUCCCGGCGAUAAUGACGUUGGUGGCGUGGGUUUGGAGGCAUUACCGAUGAGAUCGGAUAGAGUACUACGAUUCAAACAGUACUUCAAUGUGCAAGACGAAUGGCUGGCACAUUCAUCACUACGGUUUAUCCAUGUUAAUCGAAUGGAAAUGACGAUGGCAGAGAGCACGUACUUGAGUAAGACUGAGCAACAAACCUACACAGUGCUCCUAAGCCAUGUGCCUUUAUUACGCUCGACGGAUACCUUCACAUACCAGGCGAUCGAUGAAUUCCAGCCGAACGUUAUUUUCUCGGGUCACGAACACAAAUCACUACACAUCAAAACACAUCGCAAUCGACUGCAGCAGGGUGUGACCUUUGCUCCACUUAAUACCGCCGGUGGCAGCCGCCAUGAGGUGCUUGAGUUUAAUUUGGACUAUUUGAGGGAUACGCGCGAGCUGUUGGAGUUUGUUGUGCCAACGUGUUCCUAUCGAAUGGGAGAGAUGAAGAUCGGGUACGGGUAUGCGAUGUUUGAUGGCGAUAAGCUACGGUACACUGUCCUCUGGACUUCGCAACGCAUCUACCAGCUGGCGGCGUACUCUAUGUUGCUCAUACCGCUGAAGCUGGUUUGUGGGCAGAUAUGGUGUAACAUUCUGAAGCGAUACUGGUGCUGCUGUCGAAAGAGACCCCGAAACUACCUACCACUGCCGUUGGGAUGA
Molecule: messenger RNA, 1499 nt
Organism: Anopheles darlingi
Lineage: Eukaryota; Metazoa; Arthropoda; Insecta; Diptera; Culicidae
Exons: 6
Coding region: 387-1499 (370 amino acids)
Biological process (GO): GPI anchor biosynthetic process
Cellular component (GO): endoplasmic reticulum
Molecular function (GO): hydrolase activity
Source: RefSeq, a predicted model, not a curated record